UCGCGCGUUACGCAGACGCGUCUCCUAUAACCUUGGGGUAUAUAAAGUCUAGAAGAGGCUGCGAACGGCAACGGCCUGAGUCUGGACUUGAGAAACUCUUCUGCUGUUAAGAGCUCAGAUCGAGAAAUAUAGCAGCAGACCGAGAGAUCAUGGGGAGGAAGAUGGAUGUUCUUCUUGGAAGGAACAGCAAGGAGUCUAAGAUCAAGACCCUCUCGAAACUUGCCAUCUCUAGGAUGGCCAUCCUUAGAAAAAAUCGAGAAGUUCGACUGUCUCAUGCCUGGUCGGAUGUCAUUCAGCUACUGAGCCUCGGACACCAAGAACGCGCUCUUCUCCGCGUUGAGCAUGUAAUUAAGGAGCAGAAUAUGGUGGAUGCAUUUUGCAUCUUGGAAUGCUACUGCCACAUCCUUGGGCAGAGGGGAAUGCUCAUGCAAAAGAACAUGGAAUGUCCCGAGGAGCUCAAAGAGGCAGCGUCUAGCUUGACAUUUGCAGCUUCGAGGUGCGGGGACUUCCCUGAGCUCCAGGGGAUCCGCACUGUCGUCACAAAGAUAUAUGGGAAAGAGUUUGUGGCUCGAGCAGUUGAACUACGCAAGAAUUGUGCAGUGAAUCCUAGGGUCAUCGAGAAGUUCUCCACCAGACAACCGAGCGUGGAAAGUAGGAUGAAGGCACUAAAAGAAAUCGCCUACGAAAACGGAAUGAUUUUGCACUUCAAGAAUGCUGCUGAUGAGGAAAAAGCAGGCAUAAAUUACGAGGACAAGCGACUUGAACACAGUUUAACAAGUUCUGGAUUCACAGAUGACACCUGUGAUGCACCUGAAGAGAUAAGCGAGGAUGAGGGCUUCUCCGACUCCAUGGAGUGGAGGGAGUACAACGACGUGGUUGGCACAGCUCAAGACUCAUUUGAAUCAGUGGCUCAUGCAGCUGCCGCUGCAAGAGCCGCUGUGAGACUAUCAGCAUCGGGAUCAGGGGACCAUGAUCCCGAUGAUCAAUGUAACUUAAAUGACUCGGGGGAAAUAUCACCAUCUACAUAUCAAAAUGACCUAUAUGAAGCUCCAGAGGAAGUAGACGUAGAUCCCUAUCCUGACAGGCCGAUUUGUGACAACAUCUAUCCAGUGUAUUACUCAGACUCGGAAGAAGAAGAAACAGAAGCCGAUCGAAUUUAUCUUGAAACGAGGGAGAAGAACGAAAGGCAAAUGCAUCAGAAUAGUCGGCUAGUGGCUCUACACUUAAACUAGGAUAGGAACAAUCUAAACGAGAUGAUUGCAUCUUCGACACCAUGGAGCCAGACAGAGCCCUCCCGACAAUAGAAUGUGGUUUGACACCAAUAACAACCAUUCAAACGAAACGUGGGGGCGGAAGAAGGUAUUGGCUAUAAGCUGUGAAAUUGAACAGAGAUAUAAAGUUUAGAUCACCCAUGAAUGAGUUCCUUAAUCCUGCAAAAUAUGAUGAAGUUGUAGAUGAAUGCUUCCUGAAUAGGAAUCAAAGUACAGAGCUAUUGAGCAGAUCUAAACAGGAACAGGAACAACGGGACUAGUUCAGUGAACAAAAUAAAAAUAAAAAAAAGUUCGUUCCUAGGUUCCACUAUUCUUUGUUGAUUUCUCAUGUAUUCGCUCCAAAAUUCAACUAUUCUUUUGUUGAUUUA
Syzygium oleosum is the source of this 1639-nucleotide messenger RNA. RefSeq lists its product as uncharacterized. The record is from RefSeq and is a predicted model, not a curated record. Gene Ontology annotation, biological process: protein transport. The coding region runs from base 150 to 1232 and encodes 360 amino acids. NCBI's taxonomy places the organism in Eukaryota, Viridiplantae, Streptophyta, Magnoliopsida, Myrtales, Myrtaceae. The transcript is spliced from 5 exons.